Molecule: messenger RNA, 823 nt
Organism: Pyrus x bretschneideri (Chinese white pear)
Lineage: Eukaryota; Viridiplantae; Streptophyta; Magnoliopsida; Rosales; Rosaceae
Product: protein TOPLESS-like
Exons: 4
Coding region: 102-440 (112 amino acids)
Biological process (GO): regulation of DNA-templated transcription
Source: RefSeq, a predicted model, not a curated record
GAAUAAUCUAUCUGAGCUUUAUUUGGAUGGCACUGCAAUUAAGGAGCUGCCUGCUUGUAUUUUAAAUCUCACCAGAGCAGGAAUCUGGGGUUUUCUUCAAUAUGAAAUAUUUUGAGGAUGAGGUGCAUAAUGGCAAUUGGGAUGAAGUUGAGAAGUACCUCUCCGGGUUCACUAAAAUGGAAGAUAACAGCUAUUCCAUGAAAAUCUUUUUCGAGAUAAGGAAGCAGAAGUAUCUCGAGGCAUUGGACAAGCCUGAUCGGUCCCAAGCCGUGGAUAUUCUAGUAAAGGAUUUAAAUUUUUUUGCCGCAUUCGAUGAACUUUUGGAGGAAAUCGCUCAGCUCUCAACAUUGGAGAACUUUAGGGGGAGAAUGAACAACUAUCCAAGUGUGGAGAUUCAAAGUCUGCCAGGGCAAUCAUGUCGGUUGAACUUAAGAAACUGAUUGACCCAAAUCCCUUAUUCAGUGAUAAAUUGCAGUUCCCAAACCUAAAGCGUUCGAGGCUAUGGACUCUCAUUAACCAAGGGUAAUUACUCUGAAACCACGACUUCAGUUAUAUAAGAUUAGAUGUGCACUUCAUCGUAACUUAUGGAUGUUGCAAAUACUGGUCUUGCUUUAAUUUUUCCACAUAUGGAAUGAGUGCUUUUGUCUUCCGUUGCACUCAAAUGACAAUUUCAUCAAGUUGAUAGCACUAGCUAAUGAGUUCAUCGUUUACGUACAUUGUCUAUGUUGCUAUAAAAAGGUGGUUAUGGCUUGAAUUCUGUGGAAACAAAAAGAAGUCAUUAAUAUUGUUGCAAUGCCUAAAUCAUGUGCCUGAAUCUUAAUUU